GCCGAGUGGGACUACGACGGUCCCCAACAGACCAGGACGUCGUCCUUCAAGAAAUGCCUGUUCAGGGGGGACCCUUGGCCGGAAUGAGCUUCGCCCAGCUGAAGGCCGGAGGCACGGGCGUGGUCGAGCUCGUCCGUCCUGGGCCGCCUGCGCGCGGUCCGACCCCAUGGACGACGCAACAGCAGCCGCUCACCCCGACCCGGGACGAACCCCUCCACCGAACCCUGUCGCUGCGCCUGGCGACCGGCCGCGUCACGCCGGAGGACCAACACCACCACCAUCACCACCACCAGGCAGCAGCCCAAGAACCGGCAGCACGGACACCGCACACCAUUCUCUACGACGACCUCCUCGCGCGCCACCCCGAGUUCGCCAUUGUCUUGCCCCGGAGGAGGGGGAGGAGGGGGAGGAGAGGAAUGGGGAAGGGAGGCCGAGGGAGGGGCCGAGGGCACCGAAGAAGGCAUUGAGGUUGUAUUGGCAUUGAAUACGGAGGAUAUGACGGCGCUCGAGCGGUAUCCUGUCUGGGCGAGUUUCCUUGCUUGACAGGUGUGCAUGUCUGACGCGGGCUACCUUCGUUAUCGAGUCCACUUCGUGAGGUCGCGGUCAUCUUUUGCAACGCCACGUCGCGUCGCUUGCGAGGGUCGGUUGAGCUCUUGCACUUCUUGGAUUGCGCAAUGGCCGAGCAAGGAAAAAAAAUCCGUUGACUGAUGGACUCGAC
This is a messenger RNA of Thermothelomyces thermophilus ATCC 42464, 718 nucleotides long. RefSeq lists its product as uncharacterized. Bases 54 to 467 code for a protein of 137 amino acids. The record is from RefSeq and is a predicted model, not a curated record. Lineage: Eukaryota; Fungi; Ascomycota; Sordariomycetes; Sordariales; Chaetomiaceae. The transcript has a single exon.